AUGGCUCGCGACAUUCGACAUGCCCUCAGCCGAUUUCGAUUCACCCCCACCCUCGUUUGCAUUCUCCUUGCAUCGCUGGCCGACGCUCAGACAACGCAAUCACUCUCCCUCAACUCCCUCACGCCCGUCACCCCAGAUUCCUCCUCUCUGCUUUACCGACUGCCCUCUUCCUCCCAGCUCUCCGUCUCUGUUGCACAAUGCUCCGACUCAUCCCCACCAACCUUUUACAUCACAAACGACACCUCAAUAGCUGACCCUGGUCCAUCAUCUGGAGGCGACGUCUACCAAAUCAAUCUCAAAGAUGGCUACGGUAGCUGGACAGGAACGGCUCCCAAUGGCGCUGUACUAUCGGCCACCAACCUCGGACAAACACCCUUUGAGAUUGGCGUCACAGACUCUGAACCAAUGCACAGACUAGCCGAUGCUCUACCCUGGUUCGGCGACUCCACUUCCAACCAAGCGAUCAUCUUCUCUGCACCGUUCGCAGAUAUCCACAUCGACCAGCCUCAGUACCCAAACUAUACCCUUCCAGCAGCCAGCGCCUCCCUCCCCGACUCCCCUCCUUCCCUGACAAACUUCACGUUGGUAGUCGGCGACGCAUCACUGACAACAAUACCCCAGACAGGGUGCAGCCUAACGUCAGCUCAGACAGCCGGCAACAUCACGAGUCAGCAGCCCUGGGUCAGAGAUGAAGAUGGCUGGAGAUACCAAUGGCUCGUGAGCGAUCUCAACCCCAGUACCAAUUACACCAUGUACGUUAUCCAGAACGGAACACAAGUGAGCGGCCCCCUCAACUUCGUUACCAAGUCCUCUGAAUUCCCGUGCCCCCUUGCACACUCAAUACCAUGGUGCUCCAACGUAGCUUACGCCGUCCCACUGCCCCCAUCACCAGACCAAGACACCGCAUUCGCAUACACCUCCCAAAACCUCCCAGACAGCAUAUCCACCCCCUUGCUCUCCUACAUGACCAACUUCACCACCAUGCUCCUCACCUUCGGCUGCGGCCGCGACCUCUACUCGCCUAUCCAGACGUGCGCCAACUGCCAACGCGCAUACCACCGCUGGCUCUGCUCCACCUCCUUCCCUCGCUGCACCGAGCGAUCCCCUGCAGACACAGGCUCAAAUGAACCCAACGCUCCCGUCUCAGCACUCCUCCCCCAGCCCAGCGGAUCUCCAACAAGGAACCCUCUCUUUCCCAACGCUUCGUAUUCCUAUACGUCCCUCCUCCCCUGCCUCGAAACCUGCAACGCUGCGGACCGUUCAUGUCCGUACUUCCUUGGUUUCUCGUGUCCAACCCCGCAAUACGGCGCCAACAUGAGCUAUGGAGUGGGUUUCAUCGACAGCGGCGACGCAGGCGUCAUCGGCGAAGGCAUAACAGGCACAUCGCAGGAUCGAUGGGGCAAUGUAUGGUGCGGCGGCUAA
Molecule: messenger RNA, 1422 nt
Organism: Coniophora puteana RWD-64-598 SS2
Lineage: Eukaryota; Fungi; Basidiomycota; Agaricomycetes; Boletales; Coniophoraceae
Exons: 3
Coding region: 1-1422 (473 amino acids)
Biological process (GO): calcium ion import across plasma membrane
Molecular function (GO): calcium channel activity
Source: RefSeq, a predicted model, not a curated record